AUGAACCAGGGAAGCCUAGCCAGUUUCCAUGAAUACAUAACCACAGAUAAGUGCCGUACCAUAUUGGCCCUUUGUGGUGCUGGACUUUCGGCGAGUUCAGGACUACCAACUUUCCGGGGGUCAGGUGGGUUGUGGAAAAAUUACAGUUCGAUGGAUCUGGCUACCCCAGAUGCUUUCAACGUUGAUCCAGGGCUAGUGUGGCAAUUCUACUCUUAUAGACGCUACAAAGCGAUCCAGGCAAAACCGAAUAACGGCCAUUACGCCUUGAGUCAACUUUCCAAAGUGGCAGCCUCAAAGGGUAAGAAAUUCUUAACAUUGACUCAGAAUGUGGACGGUCUUUCUAGAAGGGCCCACCAUGAUCCAGAACAGCUUUUGGAGUUGCAUGGAAGCUUGUUCACGCUCAAAUGCACAAGUUUUGACUGCACAUACACAGAGAAUAAUAAUUUUAAGCACCCCUUGACCCCUCAAUUGCAAGGUUGUGAAGAGGAGUGGAUCAAUCCUAGAAAAAGACAGAGACGAACUGAGAAUGAAAAUGAGAACGAGAAUGAGAAUGAGGAUGGUAAAGACGCUGUAAUUUCGACAACUGGAUCUCCAGAAUUCACGCCAGUUAAGGAAAUUCCUAGAAGUGGGCUUCCCACAUGCCCUCAAUGUAAGACUGGAUUAUUACGUCCUGGGGUUGUCUGGUUUGGAGAAUCCCUACCCUUUAAGGUGCUUGAUCAAGCAGAUCAAUUCAUUAUGUCACAAAAGGUGGACCUCAUACUAGUUAUCGGCACCAGUCAAUCUGUAUGGCCCGCCGCAGGCUAUGUGAACAGAGUGAAACUACAGGGUGGUAAAGUUGCCAUUUUUAAUACUGAUGAAGAAGAUCUUGAAGGGUGUGAUGGGUGGAAGUUCCUGGGAGAUGCAGCGGAGUUGCUCCCACAGGCAUUAAAGCCACUAAUAGGGGAUAUCACAGAAGUAGUAGAAAAUGACAAAGAGUAA
Molecule: messenger RNA, 978 nt
Organism: Komagataella phaffii GS115
Lineage: Eukaryota; Fungi; Ascomycota; Pichiomycetes; Pichiales; Pichiaceae
Product: NAD(+)-dependent histone deacetylase
Exons: 1
Coding region: 1-978 (325 amino acids)
Molecular function (GO): protein-succinyllysine desuccinylase activity; protein-malonyllysine demalonylase activity; NAD+ binding
Source: RefSeq, a predicted model, not a curated record